AGCGCGGCCGCCGGACCCGCCGCUCCCGCCGCUCGCGCCGCACCCAGGGCCGCCCGCUCCCCGCCCCGGGGCGGCGGCGGACGGCGGAGGGAGGGGAACAGCCCGGUGCGGACGGGCCCCCCGCAGCCCCCCCCGCGGGCCCGGCGGCGGCCCCUCCUCCCCGCCGCUCCUCGCGUCCCUCUCCGCGGGUUUGUGGCGCUGUGCCGGGGGAGGAUGAACGGAGGAUAAAUGGUGCCCAAGGCGGACAGCGGCACCUUCCUCCUCCUCUUCCUCCUGGUGCUGAGCAUCACCGAGCCGCUGCGGCCAGAGCUCCGCUGCACCUCGGGGCAGUUUGCGUGUCGGAGUGGAACCAUUCAGUGCAUCCCUUCCGACUGGCACUGUGAUGGAUGGCCCACCUGCGAGGACGAGAGUGAUGAAGUUGACUGUCCGGGAAAGUGCCCAACAGGAUGGCACCACUAUGAGGGCACAGCCAGCUGUUACAGGGUGUAUUUAAAUGAGGAGAACUACUGGGACGCUGUGCAGACAUGUCAGCGGGUGAACGGGUCCCUCGCCACCUUCACUGCAGACCAGGAGCUGAGGUUCAUCCUGGCUCACGAGUGGGACUUGGAAGAGAUGACGUUUUUAGGGAAGGACCAGCACUGGUUCUGGGUCGGAUAUCAGUAUGUGAUCACCAAUCGAAAUCACUCCCUGGUGGAAGGUCACUGGGAAGUAGCUUAUAAAGGCUCUUCAGAAGUGUUUUUACCCCCUGACCCCACCUCUGGUACGGCUAUGCCUGAAAAGGAAAACGUUCUUUGUGCCCAGCUUCAGUGUUUCCAUUAUCCUACCUUCCGGCACAAUGGUUUACACAGCUGGCAUGCUAAAAACUGCUAUGAGAAAUCUUCAUUCCUCUGCAAAAGGAGCCAGACUUGUGUUGAUAUCAAAGACAACAUUGUCGAUGAAGGAUACUAUUUCACCCCAAAAGGGAACGAUCCCUGUUUGAGCUGCACGUGUCACAACGGUGAGCCUGAGAUGUGCGUGGCCGCUCUGUGUGAGCGGCCCCAGGGGUGUCAGCAGUACCGCAAGGACCCGAAGGAGUGCUGCAAGUUCACCUGUCUAGACCCAGAUGGCAACAGCUUGUUUGACUCCAUGGCCGGGGGAAUGCGUCUGAUCGUGAGCUGCAUCUCCUCCUUCCUCAUCCUCUCUCUGCUGCUUUUCAUGGUCCACCGGCUGCGCCAGAGGCGGAGAGAGCGCAUAGAGUCCUUGAUUGGAGCAAACUUGCACCAUUUUAACUUGGGCCGCAGGAUGCCUGGCUUCGAUUAUGGUCCCGAUGGUUUUGGAACUGGCCUUACUCCACUGCAUCUUUCAGACGAUGGGGAAGGUGGAGCAUUUCAUUUCCAUGACCCACCUCCACCCUACACUGCUUACAAGUAUCCAGAUAUUCAACACCCAGAUGACCCACCUCCUCCUUAUGAGGCUUCUGUCAAUCCAGACAGCAUCCUUUGUUCCACUCCAGAUGGAGUUCUCUCUCAGACUGUGCAAACCAGUCCUCCAUCACUAGGAAACUGUGAUGUAUCCCCACAGCUUACAGAGGGGUCGCUUCCUCCCUCAGUUGGUCCUUCUCCAGUGGAGCUGGAAGACUCUGCUGACAGCAGCACCUUUCUUGUCCCUCCUGACACCCCACUAAAUGAGAACACACCGGCAGAAACUCUUACGGGCAACCAUCACAGCCACUGUUCCCUCAACACCAUUGUAUAGAGGAGCGAAACGCCCAUCACUGGUCAGAGUUUUAGCAACUGUUUGCACAGACAAACACUAAUCCGUGGUUCGAACUUCAGAAGGAAUCUCCACUUUGUUUUUCAGACACUGCUUUUAUGUUCUAGUUUAGGAUCGUGCCUCUCGUUUUUUUGGCUGUCGUUAUUCACUCACUAAUCAACUUGUCCUGUAAAUAUGGACUUGUAUAACUGCUCUUUUUUUUUUCCAUUGGCUAUGGAAAAGAGAGCAGAAAAUUCCUUUGACUUCUAAGGAGGUAAAAAGUAUGGGUAGUUUGGUUUUUGGUUUUUUGUUGUUUUGUUUUUUUUCUUAACCUGAGAGGAAUCAAAAUCUACAUCAGAAAAAAGCUACUUGGAUUUGGCUGGAUACCACAGGAUCCAGGGAACAGACAAUGGAAAAGGAGGGCGGGGGCAGUCACUGUUCAAGCAGAGAGGACGGAACUGCAGGGGAAGGGGCUGGGGACCUGUUUUGCAGAGUGGGGGCCCUGAGCAACAAAACACAGGGCACCAAGGGUUGCACUGUGUAAAACACAUGUGGGUUUUCACCUGCACUGCUGUUUCAGAACACCAUAGGGAUGCAGAGUGAAUGGUCUACACAAUAUGUGACGAGUGGGUACUAAGAAAACUGGGAUUUGCAAUUACAAUUAUUUGUUGCUGGUACCUGCAAAAUCUCAUGGUUGGGUAAACUUCUGGCCCAUGAAGGAAACUGAUUCUGUGUGAUGUCCCUUUGGUAGAACCCUCACGUGUGUUAGAUAGUACUUUAGGGAAGAGAUGGGGAGCAAUUAACUUUGAUGCAGCCUGAGUUCACUGUAUGAAGCCCCUGUUUGUUACAAUCCCAUAAGGAAGAUCGAGGUAUUUUUCUUUCUAGGUUAACUCCUUUACAGUGAACAGUUGCACAAGACUGGCCUGGAUAAAAGAUCAUUGUUCUUGCUUUUCUUAUUGCAUGCUAUAUUUAGCAUGUGUGUUCCCUCCCCUCCAUUUCACUUCUUUGCAGUUCUACAAAUACCACUUAAAAACGGUGAUCAACACGUACUAUACAUGAUGUUUAAUUCUAAUUGGACACUUGUUCCUUAUCUGAGUCCCAUAAAUUGCCAGCCCUGUUCUAGAGAUUUCCCCCGUGCCCCCCAAACCAUUUAUCCAGGUCCCACAAGGGUUUAUAAUGAGGUUAGUGUACUUAAAUCAAUAAAACAGUUUGCUUCAGUCUGAUAUGUCAUCUUAAAUUUCCCCCUUGUAUUGAACUCUUUAAACUAAGUUAAUUUACAGAUUACAAAGAUUCAUUCACUCCCUCACAAAACCCAAAGUCAAGCACUGUUGGUUUUGAUAAUGAGUGCGAAAUAAUCUUGACAGGUGACUUUAAAUUUGUUUGGAUUUCGGCGUACAAAUAAUUUACUUUUUUCUCCCAUCCUCCCCUUGUCUCUGCUUCUCCUUGACUUACUGUAACAGUCAGCAGAUGAGAUGAAUUUUAAGGAAUUUGUAAAGAAUGCCCCCUGUAAAUGGUCUCCUGUUACCUUAUGAAGGGUACAAGCCUAGAGGGACAGGAACAAAACACUGCAUGGGGGUGUGUAUGUGAUCUAUUUUUCUAGUAAUGAUGAGAAGUCAUACUUGUAUGACAAAUCCUAACCCACUGUUGCAGUUUCCCAGUGCAGCUGACUCUUUCCCCGUGGAAUAUGCUGCUACUUUCUAUUCCCUCUCUUGCCUGUAGGCUUAUACUGUACUUGGGGAUUGGUCUUGACAAUUCAACUCCUUUUGCACAGAAAACUGUGGGUUUCAUUACUGAGAUCGUGUCUGGUGCCUUGACAUUCAGACACUUGCUAACAACCCCGACUCCGUCGGAGAGCGUGAAUCACAGCUCUGGGUGUGCUGCCGGCACACGAGUGGGAGGAAGCACUGUUGGGAAGCCUCCCCGCCUGGAGCCGCCCGCGUCCCGCGCUCCGGUCUGACUGGCUGCAGCAGCACUGGUACCAAACGAGAGGAGCGCUGCUCCACCCCGCGGGAUCUCUUACCGUCUCCUCCUCCUCCUCCUCCGCGUUCCAAGCCCUGGUCCAAUGAAGUGGAUGGAUGGCAGUGGUCAGAACCAUGCGUACAAAUUACCGAGCAUUUCUGAAGUAUGAAAAUAAAGCGGGUUUUGUGCGUUUUUGAGCACAUUCAUACGUUU
Molecule: messenger RNA, 3903 nt
Organism: Pipra filicauda (Wire-tailed manakin)
Lineage: Eukaryota; Metazoa; Chordata; Aves; Passeriformes; Pipridae
Gene: DGCR2
Product: DiGeorge syndrome critical region gene 2
Exons: 9
Coding region: 229-1734 (501 amino acids)
Cellular component (GO): membrane
Molecular function (GO): protein binding
Source: RefSeq, a predicted model, not a curated record